Cynara cardunculus var. scolymus (artichoke) is the source of this 1563-nucleotide messenger RNA. Its product is annotated as malonyl-coenzyme A:anthocyanin 3-O-glucoside-6''-O-malonyltransferase-like. NCBI's taxonomy places the organism in Eukaryota, Viridiplantae, Streptophyta, Magnoliopsida, Asterales, Asteraceae. The record is from RefSeq and is a predicted model, not a curated record. Bases 64 to 1419 code for a protein of 451 amino acids. The transcript has a single exon.
AUCCAUUUAACCUUUAUUAUCUUCUGCUAUUCUGCGUAUCCGGCAUUGAAGGAAGUUGCAUCAAUGGCUUCCCUUCCUAUAUUGACUGUUCUUGAACAGUGCCAAGUAUCUCCACCACCGGCCACCGUAAACGACAGAUCUCUGCCACUCACUUUCUUCGACAUCUUAUGGCUACUCUUCCCUCCGGUUCACCAUCUUUUCUUCUACGACCUCCCACUCACAAAAACUCAAUUCACUGAAACUGUUGUUCCCAGUCUUAAACACUCGUUAUCACUCACCCUUCAACAUUUUUUCCCUUUUGUUGGCAACUUAAUCAUAUUUCCGACCCUCAAUAAAAAACCCGAAAUACGUUAUGUUGAAGGUGAUUCUGUCGCGGUUACCGUUGCAGAAUGUAAUCUUGAUUUCGAUGAUCUAACAGGCAACCAUCCUCGAGAUUGCGAGAAGUUUUAUCAUCUGAUACCUCUUCUUGGACAAGCUGCUAAGGUGUCCGAUUAUAUAACAAUACCAGUCUUCUCGAUUCAAUUGACGUUUUACCCGAACCGUGGCAUCUCUAUCGGAAUGACUAAUCACCAUAGCCUUGGUGAUGCUAGCACAAGGUUUUGUUUCUUGAAGGCGUGGACAUCGAUUGCUAGAUCCGGUACAGAUGAGUCAUUUCUAGCUAAUGGAACCUUCCCUUUAUAUGAUAGACUGGUUAACAACCCGAAACUAGAUGAAAGUUAUCUAAAGUACGCCAAGGUCGAAACGUUUAACGAAGAGUAUCGACCUCAAAGCCUUUCUGGACCAACUGAUAAAGUCCGGGCCACGUUUGUCUUGACACGAAGUACAAUCAAUCUGUUAAAGAAACAGGUUUCAACAGACUUGCCAACAUUAGCAUAUGUUUCAUCUUUCACCGUAGCAUGUGGUUAUAUCUGGAGCUGCAUCGCGAAAUCACGAAACGAUGAACUGGAACUAUUUGGGUUUGCCGUGGAUUGUAGGGCACGCUUGAAUCCAGCGAUCCCAGCGGCCUACUUUGGCAACUGUAUUGGAGGGUGCAUGGCGAUGGCAAAAACCACUCUUUUAACUGGAAAGGAAGGAUUCGUGACAGCUGCAAAAUUGCUUGGAGAGAAUCUACAUAAGUUAUUAACCGAUAAGGAUGGAAUCGUGAAAGAUUUUUCGUGGUAUGGUGAUUUGUUCUCCAACGGUGUGCCAACAACGAUGAUGGGAGUUGCAGGAACUCCAAAGCUCAAAUUUUACGACAUGGAUUUCGGAUGGGGGAAACCCAGAAAGCAUGAAACCGUUUCUAUCGAUUAUAACAAUUCCAUAUCUCUGAGCGCCUGUAAAGAAUCAAACGAAGAUCUAGAGAUCGGCGUUUGCCUUUCGGCUACCGACAUGGAGGCUUUCAUUCCUAUCUUUCACGACGGAUUAGAAGCGUAUCGUUAGAUUCAUCACAUUAUUCUCGUUGCUUUCUAAUAAGAAACUACAAAUUUCUAUUUCAUGGACAAGCUUGUAUGUGUUUCGGAGAUUUUGCAAUAAAAUUGUUUUUUUAUGAUCAACUUCAAUCGAACAUGGACUUGACUUUUGAAA